Molecule: messenger RNA, 2154 nt
Organism: Ostrinia nubilalis (European corn borer)
Lineage: Eukaryota; Metazoa; Arthropoda; Insecta; Lepidoptera; Crambidae
Gene: U2af38
Product: splicing factor U2af 38 kDa subunit
Exons: 5
Coding region: 226-906 (226 amino acids)
Biological process (GO): mRNA splicing, via spliceosome
Cellular component (GO): U2AF complex; spliceosomal complex
Molecular function (GO): metal ion binding; pre-mRNA 3'-splice site binding
Source: RefSeq, a predicted model, not a curated record
UCUGUGCACAUCACUAGUGUUUGGUGGCGGUGUUUGGUGUUGGCUGAAAUGGAGAUUUUUACUUAAAGUUAUUUUAAUGCCAAUCGCUUGUUUAUUUCACAAGAAAUACGUGUUUUUGAUUUAGUAAUUAAUUUAAAACACAGGUACCAACUGUGUGUGGAAUUUCCAUAUUUUUCAUUAAUUUAGAUUGUAGUUUUUAGGUUACUUCUAUCUACAUCGGUCAGAAUGGCAGAGUAUUUAGCGGCUAUAUUUGGUACCGAAAAAGACAAAGUAAAUUGUUCUUUUUACUUCAAGAUAGGAGCAUGUCGUCACGGAGACCGUUGCUCUCGAAUUCACAAUAAGCCUACCUUUUCACAAACUGUCUUACUACAAAAUUUGUAUGUGAACCCCCAAAAUUCUGCUAAAUCUGCAGAUGGAAGUCACUUGGUGGUUGCCAAUGUGUCUGAUGAAGAGAUGCAGGAGCAUUACGACAAUUUCUUUGAAGAUGUUUUUGUCGAAUGUGAAGACAAGUAUGGAGAGAUUGAAGAAAUGAAUGUGUGUGACAAUCUCGGAGACCAUUUAGUAGGCAAUGUUUACAUUAAAUUCCGUCGCGAGGAGGACGCCGAGAAGGCGGUCAACGACCUGAACAACCGCUGGUUCGGCGGGCGGCCGGUUUACGCCGAGCUGUCGCCCGUCACGGACUUCCGUGAGGCCUGCUGCCGCCAGUACGAGAUGGGCGAGUGCACUAGGAGUGGGUUCUGCAACUUCAUGCAUCUGAAGCCUAUUUCCAGAGAGUUGAGGAGAUACUUGUACUCCCGCCGCAAGGGCGGGCGCCGUUCGCGCAGCCGCUCGCGCGAGCGCCGCCGCCGCUCGCGGUCACGUGGGCGCCGCGAGCCGCCGCGCAACUCGCGCUCGGGCCGCUACUGACCGCCCAGCGCGCCCCUACCCUGAAUACGGACUUCACGCAUACCUGCCUGAACUGUACGUUAAACAAAAAGUGAGCACUGGAUUAUUUUAAAAUUUAAACAGAUGUGUUCAAAUAUCACAAAAUUGCAGUUGAACAUUAGAUAUUUUUAGGGUGAUUUUUUAUAGUCAGCGUAAAUUCGAUCGGAUGGUGUCUUGAACUGUUUUAAUGCGUCUGACACCCGUCUGAUGAUAGUUGGGCGAUUUGAGUCGCGCGUUCUGCCCGAAUGAAUAUAGAACCAUAAUAACAUUAGAGUCCGAUAAGUAAAUGACUUAGAUGCCUUAUAAUAUCAGUAGUAAUAUAAUAAUAUAAUAACUUCCCGUGAUAUAGUUUGAUGUCAUCUAAUUUCUGAAUGCAAAAUCUUCUCUGUGUAUCAACUUCUAUUCAAACUAUGUCCAAUGUUUUGUUGAAGAUAGAAGACGACUUUUCUGUCUCAACACAUGAAAACUAUAAUAUUUUAUUGGACGGGUUGCUUCAAAAUAUUUACAAUUGCCUCAACUGCAAAACAGACCCAGACGAUUGUACAAUUUAUAGUACAUGCACUGAAAAAUCGGAACCAAUUUUAGUUGUUGGUCAUGUUUCUAGAGUCACAAAGUCAAUAUCUUUUACAGUGCCACAUCUUUUCUUCUUUUCUAUUAUGAACAAAAAUGAAAAUUUGCAAAAUUGUAAAAUACCUACAUAAUUUAACUUUGUUGUGUAAACGAUAAGAUUUAUUCAUCAGUCAAAUUAGGGCUUGAGUCUGCAAUUCAAUAAAUUUGGUUUAAUAACAUUUCAUAUUUUUAAAAUCAAUUUAGCUAAAUACUGUAAUUCCUCUAAAAUUUAUCUAUUAGAACAGAGAUUUGUUGGUGUUUUUUAUAGUUUCAUAGUAUUAUUUGUACUUUCCAAUGCAGUACACCAUCUUGUUGCUAAAAUCGAAAUGUACUAUUGUAUGUUGUAUGCAGAUUUAGGGCAGAGUAUCUUUAUUGAAUGUUUUGAUUGAUGUGAAUGUUCGUAUAUACUGCAAUAACGCAUAUUUAUUAGAAAAUAUACAAUAGUGUUCAUAACACUAUAUUAUUUUCUUAGUUAUGUCUCAUUUAAAAAUAAUGUAAGGUUUUAAUAUACGGUAUGUCGUCUAGAUGAAUUGGUGCGAUAUUGCAGUAUUUGUAAGGGAUGACUAUUAUUUUUAAGAAAAUAAUGUGUACGUUUAAUAAUUAUAAGAAAUUAAUUUCCAA